This is a messenger RNA of Frankliniella occidentalis (western flower thrips), 17832 nucleotides long. It is a transcript of the gene LRP1, whose product is annotated as prolow-density lipoprotein receptor-related protein 1. Gene Ontology annotation, biological process: proteolysis. The transcript is spliced from 61 exons. Gene Ontology annotation, molecular function: cysteine-type endopeptidase activity; protein binding; calcium ion binding. Bases 171 to 14366 code for a protein of 4731 amino acids. The record is from RefSeq and is a predicted model, not a curated record. NCBI's taxonomy places the organism in Eukaryota, Metazoa, Arthropoda, Insecta, Thysanoptera, Thripidae.
CCUUUCGCUAAGCGAGCGCUAGAAGCGCCACUAGCGGGCUGUUUGCUGCGAUUUGUUGAUUUGUUUAGGCUUAUGCCUCUUUCACCAGCAUUAAUUCAAUUAAUUGAAGAAUGACGACCAACAACAUUGUUUUAUGAACACCUUUUUGGGUGGGAUAGCUGACUGGUAAAAUGAUACUGAGACUUCUUUGGGUCAGUUGUUUAUUUGCAUUCAUAGAACAAAUAUGUUCUCAAGAGACACAAGAUGGGCCGACAAAGGCCGCUUUACAAGGAAACUGCACUCAGGAGCAGUUUCAGUGCGGAGAUGGAAGAUGUAUCCCACUCAGGUUAAAAUGCAACGGAAAACCUGACUGUUUUGAUGGUUCUGAUGAGCCUAAUGACUGCCCUCCUGUUAAAUGCCGCCCCCUUCAGUUCAUGUGCACUGGAACUAAAAAAUGCAUCCCACAAGGAUGGACAUGUGAUGGAGAGCCGGAUUGCGAUGGAAGUGACAUCUCAGAUGAAGAUCCUUUAAAUACCUGCCUACCAGAAAAUAACUGUCCUGCCAACUUUUUUAGGUGUGGAUCAACAGACAUUUGCAAGGAGGUGAAAUAUAUGUGUAAUGAUAUUUCUGAUUGUCCAAAUGGCGAAGACGAAGGAGAAUUUUGCAAAAACACAACAAUGUGCUCCAAUAUUCAAUGUGAGCAUAAGUGCAAACCAAGUCCUCAUGGCCCAUUGUGUUACUGUGGUGAUGGGAAACAGGCUGCUGGCAUCACCUGUGUGGAUUUUGAUGAAUGUGAACAAGAUGGGGCCUGUGACCAACUUUGUAAAAAUAAAGUUGGCUCUUUUGAAUGCAGCUGUGUUCCUGGUUACAAAAAAGUUAAUAACUCUUGCCUUGCUAUAAAUACACCAGAAUCUGAACCACCAAGUCUUCUGCUCACUUCUGCCGAUGAUAUUCGUCACUUGCAUCUCAAUGGGUCUGUUUGGCCUAACAGUCAUUUUAUCACACACCAUCAAACUCAAGCUCUUACUUUCGAUCAUCGUAACCAAACAAUGUGUUUUAUAAAAGAUUAUAAACGCCUUCAAUGUGCAAAUAUUGAUCAUCUGGACAAGCCAUGGGAUAUGCCUAAUCCUACAAUGUACUCCUAUGAGACAGUUACUCAGUUAGCAUUGGACUGGGUUUCUGGAAAUUGGUACUUUUUGGAUGACACUCAUGAAGUCAUAUUCUUAUGUAACGGAACCUUACAAGUUUGUACUAUAAUAGUAGAUGUGAAUAUUGGUAAACCAAGAGGGAUCGCUCUUGAUCCGACUAAGGGAUAUAUGUUCUUUACCAAAUGGGGCACAGCCCAACCAAGUCUAGAACGAGCCAAAAUGGAUGGAACUGAAAGAAUAACAUUGGUUGACAGGCGAAUUGUCUAUCCCUAUGGUGUGAGUGUUGACUUCCCCAAUCAGCAUGUCUACUGGGUGGAUACAUUUUUAGACUGUGUGGAGCGUGUUGAUUAUGAAGGAAAUAACAGGAAAAUGUUAAAAAGAGGUCCACCAGUUCAAAAUUUGUUUGAUAUUGCAAUUUUUGAAAAUUUCUUGUAUUUGACAAGCUGGCGAAGUUACAGUGUCAUAAAACUUAACAAAUUUAAUGGAGAGUACAGUAUAAUCAGCAACACUAGUCGUCCAUUUUCCAUUAAUGUUUAUCACCGUCAAAGGCAGCCAGAUGUUCCUCAUGCAUGCAAGGAUAACAAUGGAGGUUGUCAACAUAUAUGUAUAUCUGCUUGGAAGAAAAGCACUGGACAGAUUCAGUGUUUGUGUCAACCUGGGUUCAGGCUAGGAACAGAUGGAAAGUCAUGCUCAGUUGCCAAUCAGACAAAGUUUUUGAUUUAUGGAGCUGGCCGUCCUGGCAUGAUAAAGGGAAUACAAUUGAAGCCAAACGUUAAGAAUGUGGAAGUUACAUACCCUAUUUUGGAUGUUAAUAGAUCCAAAGCUCUUGACUAUGAUGUGAAGUCUCAAUAUAUAUAUUUUACACAUGCCACACCCAAUAACAGCUAUGCCAUUAUGCGACGGAAAGUAUCUGGUGGAAAGAAGGAAGUGCUUAUAGACGAAGGAAUUGACAACUGCGAAGGUCUUGCAGUAGAUUGGUUGAGUGGUAAUAUUUACUGGAGUGAUGAAAGUCGACUGUCAAUCAGUGUAGCAAGAAUUGCUGAUCCAUCUCAGAGAAAAAUACUAGUUCAUGGUCAAAUGCAUCAUCCUCGUGCAAUAGUUUUAGAUCCAAAAGCUGGGUAUAUGUAUUGGUCUGACUGGGCUACUGUUCUAACCCAGAAAGGGAAAAUUGAGAGAGCGGGGAUGGAUGGUAAAAACCGAGAACCUAUUGUUAUUAACAAUGUGCAUUGGCCAAAUGGACUUAGUAUAGACUACCAUGGGAAGUGGCUGUAUUGGUGUGAUGCUUACAUUGAUAGAAUUGAGCGCAUUCGAACCAACGGAAAAGAUCGACAGCUCAUAUUUGAUAAAGCUCCUAUGGAACAUCCUUAUGGUCUAGCUCACAGCGACAAUUUUCUUUAUUGGACUGAGUUUUCAAAUGGCACAGUUCAACGUUUAGACAUUUCUAAUAUUGAUCAACCAAAAGUUAGUACAUUAAGUGUGGAAAAUGAUCCACUCUAUGAAUUGCGUGUUUUUGACAACAACACCCAAGAAGGUGUUAAUGAGUGUGCAGCUAACAAUAACGGCUGCGAACACCUUUGUCUCAUUACCCCUCAGGGAGUGACUUGUGCUUGUCGAGAUGGUUUUGAUUUGAAAGGGUCUAAAUGUGUUCAGAAUAUGAACUACACAGCUCCUUUUCACUGUUUGUCUCGUCAAUUUAUGUGUGCCAAUAACCGUACCUGCAUUGAUCGGCAUUUGGUUUGUGACUCAAGUGAAGAUUGUCCGGAUGGUUCUGAUGAAGAUACCAGUCCUGGGGGAAUUUGUGGAGAAGUAACAGUUUCUCCUCCUACUAAGGAUGAACACAACUGUGGGAAUCUUUUUAAAUGUGAUGGUAAUACCUGCAUCAGAAAGACUUGGGUUUGUGAUGGAGAUAGAGAUUGUCAAGACGGCACUGAUGAAGAUGUAACCAAAUGUGGACCGAAGUCUUGUCAGCCAAAUCAAUUUACCUGCAAAAUAUCUGGACGCUGCAUACCAAUGACAUGGACUUGUGACACUGAGUUUGACUGUGGAGAAAAUGACCCAUCUGAUGAACAUAGCGAGUGCCAAUGUCAUCCAUCUCAAUUCACAUGUACCAACAAAAAGUGCAUUCCUUUUGAUUAUUAUUGUGAUGGAGAUGAUGAUUGUCAGGACAAUAGUGAUGAAAUUGACUGCCCACAAUCAUGCAAUAAUUCAACUAUGUUGUACUGUGCUGUCAACAAAGAGUGUUACCCUUUGAGUUUCAAAUGUGAUGGUACUAAUGAUUGCAGUGAUGGUAGUGAUGAAGUCAAUUGCCCUACUCAGCAUCCUCCAAGCCAUACUUCGCACUGUGAACUCCAUGAAUUUGCUUGUAAUGAUAGCUUUUGCAUACCUAAAAAGCUAGAGUGUGAUGGGCAAAGUGAUUGCUUAGAUGGAUCUGAUGAAUGGUCUUGUGCAAAUAAAUCACACAGACAUCAUUCCCAUAAUGGCUCUCUUGAGUGUGAAUUUCCCUCAAAGCUUUGUGACAAUCUUACUAAAUGCAUUCAAGUCAGUGAGUUUUGUGAUGGAGAAGUCAAUUGUGAUGAUCACUCCGAUGAAGGUGGUGACUGUGAUCUUAAUUUAUGUGGCUCAAGUUUAGAAUGUUCGCACCUUUGUCAAAACACUCCUAAGGGUAUAAUGUGCUACUGUCCUCCAACACUCCACCUGCAGCCUGAUCAAGUUACAUGCAGUGCCUCUCAUCCAUGUGAAACUUGGGGUGUCUGUGCACAUACUUGUGAGGCUGUAAAAUCUAAACACAAAUGCAAAUGCAACACUGGAUAUACUUUGCAAUCUGAUUUGUAUUCUUGUAAAAGCAAUGAUAAAGCCACCCCUUAUGUCAUAUUUAGCAAUCGCCAUGAGCUUCGAGGAGUUGAUUUACAUUCUCAUAGCUCUAAAGCUCUCAUUUCAAGUCUCAAAAACACUAUCGCUUUAGACUUUUAUCAUGCCAAAAAAGAGGACAAAAUUUUCUGGACUGAUGUCAUUGACGAUAAAAUUUAUUGUGGCACACUGGUGGGUGGUUCUUUAACUAACAUUGAAGUUGUAGUUCAAACUGGCCUUUCAACCGCAGAAGGCUUAGCAGUUGAUUGGAUUGGUGAGAACUUGUAUUGGGUUGAAAGUAAUUUGGACCAAAUUGAAGUUGCAAAACUGAAUGGUAGUUUUCGACGCACUCUUGUUGCUGGUGAAAUGGAAUCACCAAGAGCAAUUGCCUUGGACCCUCGAUUUGGGCUCUUAUUCUGGACUGAUUGGGAUGCUAAUAAUCCUCGCAUCGAGAGGUGCAGCAUGAGCGGGGACUUUCGCACAAUAGUUGUUGCUGUUGAUCAAAUUGCUGAUGGAGCUUGGCCCAACGGUCUUACUUUAGACUACCAACUUCAGCGAAUUUAUUGGAUUGAUGCACGCUCUGAUUCAAUACAUACAGCAACCUAUGAUGGCCAUGAUAUCCGCACAGUCAUAAGGAAUCAUGAAACGUUAUCUCACCCUUUUGCCAUAGCUUUAUUUGAUAAUUAUGUUUACUGGACAGAUUGGAGAACAAAUUCUGUUAACCGUGCAAAUAAGUGGAAUGGUACGGAUUUAACAGUGAUUCAAAGAACUCUCACACAACCAUUUGACAUCCAGAUACUGCAUCCUAGUAGACAGCCAAAAGGAGACUUUCAGAAUCCAUGCGGUCUUAACAAUGGCAAUUGUUCUCACCUUUGUUUGAUAAGUGUUAACAACACUUAUAAGUGUGAUUGCCCCCAUGUCAUGAGGUUGGAUAAGGACAACCAUACUUGUGUUGUGAAUGAACAGGUUCUUUUAUUCUCUCGGGCAAAUGAAAUUCGUGGUGUGGAUUUAAAAAUGCCAUAUUUCCAUACAAUUCCAACCAUAAGUCUUCCUCAAGUACUGUCACCGUCUCAACUGGAUUUUGUGGCAAGCAACAAAAAAAUUUACUGGACAGAUGUGCAAGUCAAUGAAGUUAAACGAACAGGACUCACUGGUGGUGGUGCGGAAAGCAUAAUUGACACUGGUAUUGAUUCUCCAACUGGAUUUGCUAUUGACUGGAUUUCGAGAAAUAUGUAUGUAACAUCCACAGGACCCUCUUACAAUCAAAUAUUAGUUUGUAAUUUGGAGGGUGAAUACAUAAUUACUGGCAUCAUAAAAAUUCCCAACAAAAUAUUUGACAACGAAACAGUUCCACUAUCUCAAAAUUCAACUACUCAGCCCUCCCCAACAAUGAGUUCUUUAUCUCAUGCUGAGUUUUCGGAGCAUCAUGACAGUGGAGAUUCAGAUGGAAGUGUUGGGAAAUCUGAGCCCUCUCAAAUCAAGUCUCUAGCUCUGGACCCAACUAGGGGUAAAUUGUACUUCAGUCACGUCCGGGGCACAAGCUACAUCAUUGAAGAAGCUAACAUGGAUGGCAGUGAGCAGCAUGUUUUAGUUUCCAAAGUAGAAGAUAUUGCAAGUGUUGCACCAAGAAGGAAAAAGGUGAGAGGAAGGAAUGUGCCGCUGAUAAUGAGCCAAGAAAGCGUGAUGGAACAAUUGAACAGUUGGAUUUGUUUGACAAUGGAUUUGGAUGAUUGGCGCCUAUAUUGGGUGAAUGGGUGGAGCAAAAAUAUUCAGUAUUAUGAUUUCCACUCAAAGCAAACUUAUGAUGUUUCUCUGAGGCAAGAUGCUCAUCCUACAGCCGCCGUUGUAUAUCAGGGUAAUUUGUAUUAUGCUGAUCUGCAUGAUAUGGCCAUUCACAUGGCUAAUAAGACCACUGGUUUGAAUGAUACCAUUCUUCGUGCUAACACAAUUCAAGUCAUGUCCCUCCGUAUCUACGAUCCUGAAAUUCAGAUAGGCACUAAUGCCUGUAAAUUUAACAAGGGUAAUUGCUCCCACCUUUGCUUACCAAUCUCAAUGACUGAAAGGGUUUGUCGUUGUGGGAGUGGUUACCAUGUUGAUCCAAGUGACUCUACAAAAUGUAUAGGAAUUGAAGCAUUCCUACUUUAUUCCAUAAACUGGGAGAUCAAAGGCAUUCCUCUCACAUUGGGUGACAAUUCAACUCAAGUUCUUGGUCCUAUUUCUCGGGUAUCGAUGGCUGCCAGUGUAGAUUUCCAUGCAGAUUCUGAGUAUAUAUACUGGGCUGACAGUGAUCAUGGGUCAGUAACACGUAUACGCCGUGAUGGAACUGGACGUAAAGUAGUAAUAGAACAUUUUGAAUCCAUGGAACUUAUACCUGUUGACUGGUUAACUGGUUUGGCUGUAGAUUGGAUAGCAGGCAACUUGUAUUGGACUGAUCCAAAGGUGCAUGUCAUUGAAAUGUCUCGCCUCGAUGGAUCAUUCCGUUAUGUCGUUGUGACUGGAGGCUUGGAUAAACCAACCUCAGUUGUUGUGGAUCCAGUCCAGGGACUUUUGUUUUGGAGCGACGCCGGUAAACAGCCGCGCAUAGAACGGGCUGGGCUCGAUGGUUCAAACAGAAAAGUACUUGUGAAUUCUGGUGUAACUGCCAUCAAUGACAUUACCUUGGAUUUCCAGCAUCACAAGUUGUAUUGGUGUGACUCAAGCACGCACAAAAUUGAAAGGGUUAAUUAUGAUGGUAGUCACCGUGAGGUCCUUUUGGAACGUUCAGUUGACACCCCUAUGGGCCUGACAGUCUUCAAUAAUACCUUGUUCUGGAUUGAUACAACUCAUGAAAGAGGGAGUAUACUUUCAGCCCCACUAUCAAACGUUUCAAAUUUUUCAAUCAUGUUGAAGGACAUUGGAGACUCUCUCAAGGAUAUUCAGGUCUUCACAAAGUUAAAGCAAAAGGGCACAAACCCUUGUGCAAACAACAAUGGAGGGUGUGCUGAACUUUGUUUGUUUAAUGGAACACAUCCGGUUUGUGCUUGUGCUCAUGGCAAAGUUUCAAUUGAUGGCCAUUCUUGUGAAGAUUAUGACAGCUUCCUUCUCUUCUCUCGCGUUCUCCGCUUGGAUAGUAUUCACAUGACAAAUGAAAAUGACUUGAAUCCUCCUUUUCCAAGCAUUCAGUCCAAGGAACACAUGCGGAACAGCAUUGCUCUUGCAUAUGAUUACAAACGGAAACUUAUCUUCUAUUCAGAUAUUCAAAGAGGCAGUAUCAAUAGUGUUCACUUUAAUGGGACUAACCACACCAUCAUCAUUGAAAGACAUGGAGCAGCAGAGGGUCUUGACUUUGAUGCAUCUACAAACACACUGUACUGGACUUGUAACAAUGAUUUGACUAUAAACAAGAUUAAUCUGACUUCUAACACCUCUGAACCUAUAGUUAAACUUAAGGAAAAUGACAAACCUCGUGGUAUAGCUGUGGACCCUUGUGCAGCCCGAGUUUACUGGACAAACUGGAACUCUAACAGUCCUUCAAUUCAGCGAGCUUACACAAAUGGUUUUGAUGUUGAGACUAUAAUUUCAGCUGACAUUAGGAUGCCAAAUGGUUUAGUUUUAGAACAUAGUACUCAAAAAUUGUACUGGUGUGAUGCUCGUCUGGACAAAAUUGAACGCACCGAGUAUGAUGGCAGCAACCGAGUUGUUUUGGUUGCUGUUAUUACCCAUCAUCCGUUUGAUAUUGCUGUGUAUGGCAAUUUCCUUUUCUGGACCGAUUGGGUUCUCCAUGCUGUUCUUCGUGUCAAUAAAUUUACUGGUGAAGAUGUUGUUGUUCUUCGUAAAGACGUUCAACGACCUAUGGCAAUUAUUGCUAUUGCAAAUGAUACCAACGAAUGUGCUGCAAAUCCGUGCAAUAUCGUAAAUGGUGGCUGUGCUCACAAGUGUAGAUUGAACGUCAAUGGAGGGGUUGUUUGCAGUUGUUUUCCUGGUUCUGCCCUCUUGCCUGAUGGGAAACAAUGCUCUAAAAUUAAUUGGAAUUGUACAUCCUCUUCAUUCACUUGCUCCAAUGGAAGGUGCAUUCCAUAUCAUUUGACGUGUGAUGGUAUUGACCAGUGUGGAGACAACUCAGAUGAAGCACCACCAUAUUGUAGUCACAGAAAAUGCAGAGUCGGUUAUUUUACUUGCACAAAUAAGCGAUGUAUCCCUAUGAAUCAAAAUUGUAACAACAAUAAUGACUGUGGUGAUGGAAGUGAUGAAGUAAACUGUGCCUGCUCAGAUAAGACUCAUUUUAGAUGUACUCAUGGUGGCGUCUGUAUCAAUGCCUCAUAUGUAUGUGAUAGAAGUGCAGACUGUCCUGACGCAAGCGAUGAAAUGAAUUGUCCCAAACCAAAUUGCACUGAGCUCCCUGGUCUGAUAAAUUGCAACACUACAACAGCUUGUAUUAAUCCGUCAUGGAUAUGUGACUCAGAAAAUGAUUGUUGGGAUAAUUCUGAUGAGAAAGAUUGCCCAACACAUGGUCCUUCUACACCUGAUCCAUGUCCAAGCCCUCAAUUUCUUUGUAAAAGUGGGCGAUGUAUUCAGAGCUCUUGGCGUUGUGAUGGUGAUGAUGAUUGUGGUGAUGGUAGCUCAAGUGAAGCAAGUUCAGAUGAGGCUGACUGCAAAAGUCAAUGUCGUAAUGAUCAGUACGAGUGUGACAAUAAGGAGUGCAUACCUCAUUCGUGGCAAUGUGAUGGGACUCCAGACUGCCCAGAUGGAUCUGAUGAAGAUGCAAAGUGCAGUACCAAGCCCUGUUCCAUAUCAUCAUUUAAAUGUAACAGCACUGUCAAAUGUAUCCCUUUAACUUGGGUUUGUGAUGGAGAGGAUGAUUGUGGGGAUUCAUCAGAUGAAAGAUUAAGUGAACAUUGUCUAAGCAGUGCACAAACAUGUGCAGAUACUCACUUUCAGUGCGCCAACAACAAGUGUAUUCCUCAAGAAUACUAUUGUGAUGGGCAAGAUGAUUGUGGUGAUUUAAGUGAUGAGCCCAAGUUGUGUGGCUUACAAGGCUGCAGAGAUAAUGAAUUUGCUUGUCGCAAUGGAAUGAAAUGUGUGUUAGCUGCAUUGACAUGUAAUGGUGUUGAUGAUUGUGGAGAUAAUUCCGAUGAAGAAGAAACAUCGUGUCAUAAUGGAACAAGUAGAUUGUGUGAAGGUCCACAAGUGUUCCAUUGUGCAAAUGGGUUAUGCGUCAAUGAAACUCUCCUUUGUAAUGGACAAGAUGAUUGUGGAGAUUUCAGUGAUGAGCAUCUUUGCAAUAUUAAUGAAUGUGAGCGUGCUAACACUUGUGUUCAUAUUUGUGUGGAUAAAAAGAUUGGCUAUGAAUGCCAGUGCCAUGCAGGUUAUAAAGUAAGCCCAAAAGACCAUAGAUUGUGUCUUGAUAUUGACGAGUGUACAGAGUCUCCAUGCAGUCAUAUAUGUCGCAAUACAAUGGGAUCAUAUGUGUGCUCCUGUAAUAAUGGGUACAUCUUGCGACCUGAUAAACACUCUUGCAAAGCUAAUUCCAGUUAUGAGGCAAAGCUGCUCUUUUCCAAUCGGUACUACAUUCGAGAAAUGGAUUUAAUGGGAAAAACAAGUCUGAGAGUUCACAAUCUUACAAAUGCUGUCGCUUUGGAUUUUGAUUGGUCAGAAAAUUGUUUGUAUUGGUCUGAUGUGACUGCAAGUGGAAGUAGUAUCAAAAGACAAUGUGGAGGGAACACAACAUUCCAGGUUCUCCACUCAGUUACUCUACAAAACCCAGAUGGCUUAGCAGUUGACUGGGUUGGUGGGAACCUGUAUUGGUGUGAUAAAGGCUUAGACACCAUUGAAGUAUCCAAGCUGGAUGGACGUUAUCGCCAUGUUUUGAUAAACUCUGGGUUACAAGAACCACGAGCCAUUACAUUAGAUCCUCAUCAAGGUUACAUGUACUGGACAGACUGGGGUGAUCGACCAUACAUUGGAAAAGCUGGAAUGGAUGGAUCCAGUCAGACCAUACUUGUGAAUGAUUCUCUUGGGUGGCCUAAUGCUUUGACCCUUUCCUAUGAAACAAAUGAAUUAUUUUGGGGAGAUGCUCGUGAAGAUUACAUUGCUGUCUCAGACCUUGAGGGCAAAAACAGAAGAGUUGUAAUGAGUCGGGCAAAGAAUCCAAAGUUGAUGUUGCAUCACAUAUUCGCUCUCGCUGUAUUUGAAGAUUACUUGUAUUGGACAGAUUGGGAAACCAAGGCUGUUGAAAGAUGCAAUAAGUACAGUGGUCAGGAUUGUAAGCACCUUACAACAAUGGUACACCGUCCUAUGGACAUUCAUGUCUAUCACCCUUACCGCCAGUUACCAGUUGUUAAAAAUCCGUGUGCUGAUAAUGGGGGAUGUGCAACUCUUUGUCUUCUACGUCCACAUGGGGAACACCGUUGUGCUUGUCCUGGGAAUUUUGUUCUUGGCCCAGAUAGUAAAAGCUGCAUUGCUAAUUGCACAUCAGCUAACAUUGUUUGUAAGAACACUUACAAAUGCAUUCCAUUUUGGUGGAAGUGUGAUGGCCAAGAUGAUUGUGGGGAUGGUUCUGAUGAACCACCAAAUUGUCGUAAAUUUGAAUGCACACCUGGUCAAUUCCAAUGUGAUAAUAGGAAGUGCAUUCACCCUUCUUAUUUGUGCGACAGAUCAGAUGAUUGUGGUGAUCAUUCUGAUGAGGAAGGCUGUGAUAAGUAUACAUGUCUGAGCACCCAAUUUAAAUGCCUUGGCAAUGGCACUGUAUCUGACCAUUGUAUUGCGGGUUCGUUUCGUUGUAAUGGAAAGCUGGAUUGUCCGCAUGGAGAAGAUGAAAAAGACUGUCCCCCAAAGACAUGUCCACCAGAUCAGUUUUCUUGUCGGUCUGAUGGCAAGUGUAUUCCUAAUGUCUGGGUGUGUGAUGGUGAAAAAGAGUGCCCUGAUGGCUCAGAUGAAAAGGGGUGUGAAUCUCGAACAUGUGCAGCAGAUCAACUUAGAUGUAGCACUGGAAGAUGCAUUCCCAAGUCAUGGCAGUGUGAUGGAGAUAAAGAUUGUCGUGAUGGAGAAGAUGAACCAGCUAAUUGCUCUAAUCCUGACUACCAUGUCUGCGACCCCACUUAUUUCAAAUGCAAAAAUAAUAAGUGCAUACCAGGGCGCUGGAAAUGUGAUUAUGACAAUGACUGUGGCGACAAUUCUGAUGAGGUAGGAUGCAAGCCUCGCGAUUGCAGUGAAUCCGAAUUCCGGUGCGCUGAUGGCCGUUGUAUACCAGGUUAUCAGAGAUGUGAUGGAGAAUACAGUUGUGAUGAUCACAGUGAUGAACAUAUGUGUAAUCGCACAUGUAAUAGUAAUGAGUUUCAAUGCAAGGCUCCUCAAUACUGCAUAUCAAGUGAUUGGAAAUGUGAUGGAGAUGUAGACUGCAGUGAUGGAUCUGAUGAAGCUGACUGCACCAGUCAAUGUUCAAUGAAUAAAUUACACUGCAACAACAAACAAUGUGUCAUUGCUUCAUGGGUUUGUGAUGGUGAUGAUGACUGCGGUGAUGGCACUGAUGAAGCGAAUUGCACUAACUUUGCCUGUGAACCAGGACGUCAUCGGUGUUUAAGAAACGGAUCUGUUGUCUGCCUUCCUGGAUUCAGUGUUUGUAAUGGCAUUGUCGACUGUGAAGAUCAUUCAGAUGAAAGAUUUUGCCCCCACAGUUAUCCAAGAGACUACGAAUGCCGCUCAGACUAUUUCUUAUGCAUUAACAAAAAUUGUGUACCAAAAAGUGCAGUAUGUAACGAAAUAAAUGAUUGUGGGGACAAUUCUGAUGAAUCAGAUUGCUCUCCAUCGCCUUGUAAGUUCGGAGCAUGCUCUCAACUUUGUGUUGCCAAGAAACGUGGUAGCUAUGCUUGUAACUGCCAAUCUGGAUACACACUUUCUUGUACUGAUGGUAGCAAAGUGUGUGACAAUAGUAACAAAACGUGUGUAGCAAAAGGUGGUCCUGCCCAGAUUAUUGUCGCAACUGAUACAGGAUUAAAGUUCAUAGAGAAACCACACAGCGCUCCUGAUCAUUCUCAAGCUGCUAGCAAAUCUGUUUCAGCAAACAAGAUUGAAUCUAUUGAUGCAUUCUGGAAUCCUCCUAAACAUGUAAUAGUAUUUUCUGAUCAUCACUAUCACAGCAUAAAACAAGAUAAUCGCACCUUGGUUUCAAAAUUAGAUAAUCCGAGAGGUGUUGCUCUUGAUUGGGUACAUAAACUGCUGUAUUGGGUUGACUCUGCCACUCCUGCAGUUAUGGUUGCGAAUUUGGAUGGAACUCGCCGUGUAACACUCGUUGAAACCAAUCUGUAUGAGCCUCAUGAUAUAGUUGUUGACCCACAAGAAGGCAAAAUGUACUGGACAGAUUGGGGUAAGAAAGCUCGUAUUGAAGGUGCCCAGAUGGAUGGUAAUUCUCGACACACUUUAGUAUCUGACCAUAUGCUGUGGCCUACUGGCCUUGCAUUAGACUACCAAGCCCGUCGCUUGUAUUGGGUUGACGCCAAAAAGCUAACUGUUGAAGUUGUGGAUCUUGAUGGUAGACAUAGAAAGACUAUAAUAAAGUUUUCUCAAGGUGUAAGACCUUACAAAAUGGAUUUGUUUGAAGACAAAAUAUUUAUUAGUAUGAGCACUCCAACGGCAGUUAUGGUCAAACGGUAUGACAAGUUUGGAAGAUUUGACUUGAAUGGAACAAUUUUGUACCAAGGUGAACAGCAAAGGGCCCCUGAUUUAGUGGUGUUGCAGGAAAAUAAACAUCCCCGACCAUUAGUGAAUUACUGCCAGAAGACUCCAUGUCAUCCAAGUGCACUCUGUGUUCCUCAGGGCAACCAUCCUGGGUCUUCUAAUAAAACCUGUUUAUGUCCUGAUGGCACCAUCUCUACUGUAUCAAGUACUAUGAUGGUGAUAUGCAAUCCUAAACCAAGACCAGCAGAACGAUGUGAUUUGAAUUGUAUUAUGGGGAAAUGUCAAAUUACUCCUGAUGGUCCACGCUGCAUUUGUGAACCUAUGUACGGAGGAGAAUAUUGUAGUAAAUAUCUUUGCUCUGAGUAUUGUCGUAACCAGGGCAGAUGUGAUGCAGUAGUGGAUUCAUUGUCUGGAAAACCAGUUCCCAAAUGUACUUGUCCUCCUGAAUGGACAGGGGAGAGGUGUGAAACACCACUUGCUAACUGUGGGUGUGAGAAUGGUGGUACAUGUUUCUCUCCAGCACAUGGAGUCGUCUACUGUGUUUGUCAGCCCCAAUUCACAGGGUCUCGUUGUCAAGAUUGCACUUCUUUGAAGUGUGGUCCAAAUGGAAUCUGUGCCCUGCAGGGUUCCGAGCCGAAGUGUCAAUGCUCAAAUGGAUAUACUGGGAAAAACUGUGAAAUUUCAAAGUGUGUUGGAUACUGUAAGGGAAAUAAUACGUGUCGCAUGACAGCUGGUGGGCCAAAAUGUAUGUGUGCCCCUGGUUUUGCUGGAGAGAGGUGUGAGAAGGACAAAUGUAAAGAUUUUUGUAAAAAUGGAGGUAAAUGUAUCGCCGGAACUAAGAAGCAAUAUUGUCAAUGUCCUUCUCGAUAUGCUGGUCCAUUAUGUGAAGUUGAUUUGUGCAACUGUUCUUGUGAAAACAGAGGACAACAUUGUCCUUGUGUUUUCCCUCCACCAGAAAUUUGUCAUUCAAAUGUUGUACAGAAGUGUCGUCCUGGAAUGUGUAAAAACGGAGGUGACUGUAUUGAGAGUAGGGGCAGUCCAGUAUGCAGAUGCAUUCCUGAUUAUAAUGGACCUGAAUGUGAGACAUAUCAAGGAAGCAAUCAUGCUUGUGUGAAUUUCUGUCAAAAUAGAGGAGCAUGCCAUCUUGAUGGUACUGGAGAUCCAUCAUGCUCUUGUCUUGAUGGUUGGUUUGGAACACGCUGUGAAAAAACUUCCCACUGCAAGCCUGGUUAUUGCUUGAAUUCAGGUCACUGUCCUGAUACUGAUGAAGACCUUGAACCAACGUGCAUAUGCCCUGUUGAUUAUACUGGGAAACGGUGUCAAACAGCAGUAAUUGGUAACUCUGCAUCCGUGAAUGGAAGUAAUAGUGGAGGGACAUCAGCUGCUGUGAUAGUUUCAGUUACCAUACUAAUAAUUUUGCUACUUGGAGUUGCAGCUGCUUAUUAUGUCACAAAGCGAAUGCGUCGAGGUGGAAAGUCAUUUUUGCACCAGCGUAUGACUGAAAAUGUGGAAAUUAGUAAUCCCAUGUAUUUACGAGAGGAUCUUGAUGAUGAUGGAGACAAUUUCACUCUUGACUCUGUUGUAAAGGGCAAUUUCUCCAAUCCAAUGUAUGAGUCUAUGUAUAAUUCUGGUGCCUCGACUGCAAGUGGUACCACAAGUGAAGAAAAGAAGGGGUUGCUUCGUGGUGAUGAUAUUCCCUCUCAACCACACCCCCUCGCGGGUAGCAGAGAGGAAUUGUGAUCUAAUUCCUAUUAUUAAUUCAAAAUGUGCCCACACCUGAUGAUGGUGCUCAAUUGGUUUGCUAGGCUGUAGAAGGGUUGUGAUUAUCUUGACCACCCUCGUUGGGUAAACAUAUUCUAUACUACCUUAGCAAAGUAUUUAACAUCUUUAAUUCCUAUCAAUUUAAAAGUUAUAAUUUCAUAUUCAGUAUCAGAUUAGUGACAAUUUUUUAAAAGUCAGCAGCAAUGAUGCAGUUAUAUGAGUUUUGCUAUUGUUGGUAGCAAUUGAGAUGUGUUAGGAACCCUUUUUAUUUUUUUCAUACGAAUGAAUAUUUUAUAUUAUGUCUAGGUCUAUUAAUCUUUUAUAAGAAUUUUACUUGAGGAGGAUCUUGAAGGUGUUAGCAAUAUGUCAGAAUCUAUUAACUAUGUAUUUGUUUUGGAGAAAUCUGUUGCCUUGAGGUGCUAUUAUACAUGAUAUUAUUAAAUUGCUGGUUUAAACUCAGCGCACACUUUGUGAUAACAUGGCCUGUGUGGCACAAAUGUGUUGCCAGCAUUGAGGUGGAUUUUGACGGGUGAUAAUGUCAAUAGAAUUAUCAUUUAAAUCCUUUGCAAAAGGAUAUGUAUAAUUUUAUAUCUAUUAGUGUUAAGUAAUUAGUCAUUAUUAUUAUUAUGUCAUUAUUAUUCUGUGCCAAUGUGAGUUAAGAUAUCUUUAUCUUCAAACUAACUGACUGUUAUCAUCAUUUCUGAGGAUGAUUGGAGGUGCAUUUUACUGGUGUUUUGGUACAAACAGCUAGUAUGGUACAAUUCCAUUUCAUUGUUUUUAUGAUUUACAUUUACCUGCCAUUUUCAUUUUUUCUGCGUAGAUAAUUUUUAAGUGGUGCUCUAUUCCUUCAUUUUGUUGUGCCAAUCUUUUAUCAUAUAUCUUGUGAGUGACAAAUUUGAUGGUUUUAAUGUACUUUUCAACCAUUUCAACUUGCACAUUUUUAUAUAUCUGACGUCUUGCCAGUCAGUUGCCAACCGUGAAGCAAUACAUGAACAAAAUGUUCUUAAUCUUUAUAUUUUAAGAAAUGGCAGCUAGGACAAGAUAGAUAAUUAAAGGUCAAUGUCUUUCUUUAAGGUUAGUGCUUAUUUGUCUUCCGGUUAAUUAUCCACUUUCAUGGCAUUCCUCUAAAUCAUCCUAUUCAUUGAUUGCAUGUUUUUAACUGCCAUCAGUAAAGCUCUCUUUUCAUCUAAACUGAUAGUUUUUAGCCCAAGCAAUGAAGAUGUGGAUAUUACUUUAUGGUGGGGAACCUGUAUCCAUCCAGUUAUGUAGGUAAGAGAUUUUUAGUAAAUUAAAAACAUGUGUUUUUGUACUGUCCUGUUACUUUUUGUAUGAGAUCGAAGAAAUUGGUUGUGUGUAAAUAAUUACUCAUGCAAAGUUUAACGGUAUUAGGACUCCAUUAUUGUGACUUUGUAUUUUUACCGUCCGCUUUUUAUUUUUACCCUGUUUUGUAGAUUAGCAGGAAGACACCAAGUGCUUGAUACCUUUUCAAUUAAAAUUUGAUUAAAAUAUCAAUUAAAUUUCAAAUAAUAUUGGUGAAUCUAAAAUUAGGCUCAUGCUUCAAAUGUCCUUUGUCUUUACAAAAUCCAUCCAUUUUCAAAAACCGUCCUUCAUCUCAUAUUUUUGACAACAACGAUGACCAGUAAUAAAUCAUGUUAAGAGCUAAAUUUGGAAACAGCUAGCAAUAUCUUUUCUCAUUAAUGUGUGUGAGAGUGAAAAUGUCCAAUUGUUGUGGAUGGUUAAUGUAUUUCUAUCCUGUUAUUAUUUCUUGUUUUUUUCCCUCUUUGAAGCUUGAUUUUAGUCAAUAUUUAUGAUGAACUAAUUGCGUUGUGAAUUGGCCAGUCUUUGUUAGAAACUUAUAUGUGAUGAUCAAUUUAGUCUCUGUGAAGCCAGUGAAGCUGAAGCCACCUCGUUAUUUGUUUUGAGUAAACUGAUUGGCGGAAUGAGAAUGGAAGACAGCUUCAAGCUUGUUGCAGACAAUCAGAUUACUCCCAAAAAAUGACAGCAUGGCUUCAGCUUUACUGGCUUCACCAAGAUUUAAUUGAUCAUCAGGCAACUCCAGGUUGAUUAAAUCAACAUGUACAGAUGUGUUGUAGUAGGCCCAAUGUUGUUUGGUUGAUGAUCAGGCCUUCCCAUCACCUAUAUUGAAUGUUUCCCACGCGCGCUUUUCAUACAUUCCAUGUUAAUGUGUUUUCUUUACCUUAGAUAUUAUUUUUAUUACAAAGUAAUGUAUUCAAUACAUCACUUAAUUUUCCUACUAUACAGUUUCACUGUUAUGAACACUAGUUCAAUUUUCUAAACAUAAUUUUGAUUGGUUUUUAAAUUCUGAUUAUUUAUUGUUUCUUUUUGAAAUGUAAUAAUCUUUCACCAUUGGGAAUGAAGUAUUACAUUAACAGUGUAUCUAUCUAUAGAUGCCUUGAACUGUGUGGCGCUAUGAUUUGCAACUCAACCAUGUUUAUGUAUGAUUCUGGUUGUGCUGGAUAUAUUCAUAUGUAUGUCUUCUGAAAAUGAGUGGUUGCAUCAAACUAGUCAGUCUUUACUUGCCCUCUUGUAAAAAAUUUGUCCUUACUUGUUAAGUUAUUUUAACAUUUAGUUCAAGUGUUGCAAAGAAUUUUCAUUUUGCAUCAUUUUCUCUUUCUAUUUCUCUUUCAUUAUUAUUGGCAACAGACAAAAGAACUUCCUCUCUUAUUCAUUUUAACUAUCCUUCAUGCGCAACUCCUAAGCUAUGUUUCAACCCAUAAAAACCUUAUCAGGUUUCAUGUGAAACUAAUUUUAUAAAUAUGUUUGUUUCACUGGUUUAGUGAUUUGCUGUUAAAUUUUAGAUUAGGUGAAAACUAGUGCAAUGUGGUCAAAAAUCAAGUUAUUUUCUGUUGCAUGCCCUUCAGCACUUAAGCCUAAUUGAUGGAUUGUCUUGUUGACUUUUUAUUUCAUCUAAAAUUUUGUCAUGUUCAUUUUUUUGAAGAUUUCUGUUUGUUGUGUUGCUGUGCCUAAGAGAUCCUAUCGCCAAACUGGCAGAGAAAACAUAGCUUACUAUAUUCUGUAUGGUGUGAUGGCCAAGUUUUUUUUAUGCAUGUUGGUGUUUAUCAAAAGUAAGGGGCAAAGUUUGAUGCUUCUCAAGAUAUAAUUACACCAGUUAUUAAAAGUGGAAAUAAGAUGGUUACCAUAGAGGUAAUCCUUUUAAGUAGUACAGAGUAUACUUAAGUGUACUAAUGCAUGUUAGUUUUUGAAGCAUGUUUGAAACAUGACACAUACUCAUUAUUUAUGCUAUCUUACUGUUCUUCUGUGGUUGUGCCUAAAAAUAUUUUUCUAUCGAAGCCACAGGGGAAAGCAUGCAAUGGCUUAUGAUCAUUUUGACCACAGUUGUGUAAUAAGCACUAUGAGUAUUUUGUGUAUCAUAGCAGGACAUAAUCUUUGCCUUUGUUCAUAAAAACUAAAUGUGACUCGUCAA